GACCCCUUCUUGACAGGCUUGACUUGCCGUCAACUUACGCUCCUUGAUUAUUGGUCUCUUGAGAGAUCAUAUUCCUUUCGCUCUUUUUCUCUUUCGUUUCGACGCACUCAUUUGGCAAGCUGCUAAGCACCACCCGAUCUCUGUGACGAUCACUGAACUCUGCCUGCAUACACGAUAUCUUACUAUUGUGUAUAUUGCAAACCCACAGUAGACAAAGCUUGACUUCUUACAGAGAACGAUUCUUCUUCUUAGUACUGUAUUUACAGAGAAAUUCUUGAAACUUUUUCAGUGGAUAUUCACGAUCAUUUCCUGUCCCAGUGACAGUUUCAUUUCUGCUCCGAAACAAGUCGAACAAUCGUUCAUUUUCAAGACUCACACACAAACCAUGAAAUCUACGCCAAUCAUCGCAGCGGCUUUGGCCGCCACCGCCAGGGCAGCCCAGGACGAGCGAACCUUUGCCGUGCUGCGCUUUUACGGCGACGGGCCGCUCAUGGAAGGCCGCGUCGACCCGAUCGUCUCGCCCGGAAAGACAUCGAGCCAUGUCCACACCAUCCAGGGCGGAUCCAACAUUGGCAUCAGUGCGACGGGGGAGGACCUGAUGGACUCGAACUGCAGCAGCGCUCUGGUGGAGGGCGACAACAGCGCCUACUGGUUCCCCAAGCUUUAUUUCUAUGACAGCGACAACGAUACGGUUGAGCCUGUGGAUUUGUACUAUGCCAACAUCUACUACUUUUUUGAACCCACCGAUGACGAUGUCGUCGCAUUCCCUGUGGGACUGCAGAUGACCAGCGGAAAUGCCAGUCUUCGAGAGUGCCCCAACUUCUACGGAUCUCUUCAGCUCGAUUCGGGCAACUCUUCUGGUAUUCAACCAACACAGUGGACAUGCCCACGGUCGAGCUACGAGCCUGCGUCCUGGGAGUGGGCUUCUGUGUCGGAUGGCUCGACGGCAGGUAUUCAGGACCAAGGCAACCAAGGAGCUGGCCAGGGUUUCCCAUUCGCCGAGUGUGAUGGCCUCUAUUCACCUCUACGCCAGGAUCUUCACUUCCCGUCCUGCUACGACCCAUCCAAGAGCCUGACCGACUACGAGAACAACAUGGUCUUCCC
Molecule: messenger RNA, 1104 nt
Organism: Cryphonectria parasitica EP155
Lineage: Eukaryota; Fungi; Ascomycota; Sordariomycetes; Diaporthales; Cryphonectriaceae
Exons: 3
Source: RefSeq, a predicted model, not a curated record